Dicrocoelium dendriticum is the source of this 2870-nucleotide messenger RNA. The record is from the annotation of a GenBank genome assembly. NCBI's taxonomy places the organism in Eukaryota, Metazoa, Platyhelminthes, Trematoda, Plagiorchiida, Dicrocoeliidae.
GUCCAUGAUUGGCGUCAGCAAUAUCACCAACCGAACAGAUCCAAACAGUUUGAAGUCUAGAGUGUUCGUUGGCAACUUGAACACGGUGCACAUGUCCAAAACGGAGUUAGAAUCGAUAUUUGUCAAAUACGGCGCUAUCAUUGGCAUUUCAAUUCACAAAGGUUAUGCGUUCAUUCAAUAUGCUAACGAGGCAAGCGCCCGGUCAGCGGUGAUUGGCGAAGAUUCAAAAUCUUACUACAAUAUGGCUCUGGAUGUAACAAUUGCAUCGGAGCCGAAGAAUCGCAAGCGAGGACGUUCAAAUGUAAACGCCAACUUGCCCACCUGGACCAGCCUACCCAGGUAUGCGAAUGUGGUGUGACGGUAAAUCGAUGUGGUUGUGGGGGAACCUUGUUUUUCUGCUCCUCCUGUGCCUGAAUUUUUGGCCUCUUUCUCCCAGUGCAGCUUCUUUGUGACAAUGAUGUCUCAUCGCCAACCAAUCUUCUUUUCCACUCCCCUUUACUCGUUUUUGAGCCGCUCCUUGCAGCUAGUCACAUUUUGUCUAUGAAUUCCGCACUGAAUCUGUCCUCGUCGCUACUUCAUUAGCGACGCUCCUCCCUUCAGCGGUUUUAUGAGCGUUUCAAUUGAUCGAAUUUUUUAUCUAAUGGAGUGGCUCGCCAAACCCCCUCCCGCUCUGUUAUCUGCCUCUUUUCCAUCCGUGGAGUUUGUUGUCGAUCGGCUGUCACUUGCAGUGGAUCAUUUCUUGUGACUGCUCUUCCAGUUUUUUCCUUUUGAUCGUACAAUUGGCACGUGACAUCUUAGUCGUUUGUCUGUCUGUUGCUACUCCGAUUUCCUCGGAAUGUUAGCGUUGUCUUGGUCCAAACCAUAACCGCUGUUCAGAUGUGAAUACGGCUGCCUUAUUUAAGGCUCUGUCUACUAGCCACAUGUACGUGUAAAUCCCCAUUUUGUUACCGUGCGCUUUGAUUUUGAUUGGGCAGCGAAAUUUGGUUAAAAGUGCGCUGACCACGCGUGGUUUCACUGCAUCGACCUAUUUUGGAGCAGCACACGCUACUUAAGUAGUUGCAAUUCAUUGAAAUUUUCGCAAUCUGGAUUGAGCACCUGUGGAUGCUAUCCAUCUUCGCAGCGACAGCAUUUCAUUCUAUUAGACCUAGCGUCGUCAUUUUGCUGCUAUGAUUGCUUAUUUUCCACCGCCUGUUUCCGCGACACUUUUCCAAUGAUUCUUUUCCGUCCAUCUUUGUGAUGCGCCAGCUUUUCAUUGGCUGCUUCCGGCAACGUAUACGAAAUUCCCCCAGGUCACAUUUUUGUCGCGUGCACUCAGAUACCGGAUAUUUUCUCCUACCUCUUUUUGGUUAUGUUGAUUUUGCCCCACUUUGAAGCGUCUCGUUCAGGCGCGCAUAUGCUGGUUUGCAUCUCAUGAUCAUUCUGGAAUCUGCUCGUUUUCUCAUGUUAUAAACUUGCAGUUCCAAUCUGUCGGAUUUGACGCUUCAAGCCCAAACUCUUACAAACUUAGCUAGCAAUCCCAUCCUUUCAUCUUUGCAACAACUUGGUUUGGAGGGAAUUAUGGGUCAGCCGAAUUUCACCCAAUUCGCUGCAGCCGCUUCUUCGGUUCUCGCCAACGCCAGUCAACUCGGGGGACUGGGGGUCGUCCCUACUUCGACUCAUGCUAUGGGCGCACGCUCGAAACACGUUCGUUCGACAAAUCCACAAAACUUUUCUCAGUCCGGUCCAACAGUGCAUUCCUCUUCCUCUUCUGCUAAGCGCACACGCCUUGAAGGUGGAAUGAAUAGCGCUAAUAACCAAUUUGGCACCACUGGUGGUCACGGUUCUCUCCCCGCCGGUGCCCGUGGACAAAAUCUGGUGUCUUUGGUAUCUCCUUCAGAUGGUGUUCAUAGUCAGCAGAAAUCCGGUACUUUUAGAACUACAUUGACAUCAAACAAGACUUGCGGACCGAACCACCCAGCUCCUGCCUCAUCUCGAACGGUCAGCUCUUCUACCCCCUUAUCAGUUAAGAUGGAAAAGAAACCACAGCAUACCCCCACUUCCGUGGCGAAACCGUUGCAGCCCUCGCCCUCUAAAACACCAGUUAGCGAACCGCACCGUGCCUCCCCCGAGACAGUCUCCGGUAAUUCAUCUACUUCAGCUCGUUCAGCUGCCGAGGAUAUUCUUAUUUGUGGAAACUGUCGUCGUCUUUUCGACCAAGUGGAUGAAUUGAUUUCUCACAAAAUGGCCGGGUGCAGUUUGAGUCACAUCUCAUGCGAAGCCUGCCGAUGUCGUUCUGGUGAACCGGAAAAUUUGGAAUGUGCCUACUGUGGCGCGGCAUUUCGCAGCGCUUGGGGCCUCAUGCAUCAUUGCCACAAUGACCACGGGUUGACAAUCUACGCCUUGCCCUCUCCAACUCCUUCGCCGAACUCUUCCCACGGCACACACUUCUCAUCUGACGCGGCGGGCCAGGUGUCUCGCAUCAUUAAUCGCUCGAAAGAUCAAUCAGUCCCUAAGCCGGACCCUGACGAAAAAUCGUCCAUGAAAUCACAGCCGCCAAUUUCAAAAGCUUCUGCAUCCGUAUCAGAUUGUAGUGGUCACGCAGAUGAUCAGGAUGUGAGCGACUGGGAAGCGGACAGAGACGCGUAUGACGUGAACGAAGAGACGCAGUCCGCCCCGGAAAAGGGCCACGAGGCGUCUGCUAGCGAUUCCGUUUGUUCACGUGAUAAUGAUGAUGAUGACGACGACAACCAAAACGAAGGCUCCAUUGAGGCAGCAAACGACAAGGAAACCCAUAGUCCCACGGAAUCGCCACGUCAUCGUCGGGGAGAAUACGGUCGGCACGAAACCUUAGUAGAUGACGAAGAUGAGGAUGGAGACCAUAAAUGAGCCUG